ACACGCCGCGCACGCUUGUCCACGGGGUGUUAUCCUCCAAGCUCAAUCGAGCAGUUAAGCUCAAUCUGAGAACGCGGCUCCCUGGUGUACGUGCGUUGGCCGACGCGCGGACGUUACACCACCACGACUCGAAUACGUCGACGUACGACGACUCCGUUUCGUCUAUUCCUGGCAGUGCUCCGUCCGACUCCGUCAAGUUUCCGUCGAGUCUUCCCGCGACGAAGUCCUGUCCCGCGUCCUUCGCGUUCGACGCCCUCGGGGACGCUGGGCGCCACUUGUGACAUGGUUUCGUGGAUCCUCGCGGUGUCUCGCGAUAUCGAGACCUGAAGAUUGCUGGACAAAAUGUGAGAUUGGAGAUUGGAGAGUGGAGAGCGGAGAUUGGUUUGAUGAUCGCGAGUGAUUAUUGUGAAGCGCUAGGGCGGAAGUGUCAGGCAGUGGAAGAUCUCGGGUUCUUCCGAUCGAAGCCGCGAGUGCUGCUGCGUGAACGUCAUUGUUCUAAACUAGCUGCUCCUUUUUCUGCGCGAUGCGUCCGCCGGUCAUUGUCGCGCUGCUCUAGAUCCCUCGAGUUCUCGAGGUAGUUUUACGUGAAACCACCUAACUUCCAUUGAAAGUGAUCUUCGCGUAACAAGUCGAAGAACCAGACGUGUUUCGGGACUUGGAACAGGUGCGCGGUGUUUCGAAAGUGAUCGCGGGACGUUAGUGAAAUGAAAGAAGAGCGUCGAUAAAUUGAAAAUGGUGAGCACGAGUCCACUCGUGGGCGUAGCCACCCUCAAUAGGGGCAGGAACACUUUCCGCGGGGUGCCCAAAGCGGAGGUCGAGCGCAGGAUAAACACUAUGCUGCAGGCCAUGACGAUUGAGGAGCUCUAUGCUGCUCUAGUGUACAUGACCCAACAUCAAAUCGGUUACGACGUCUCCACCGAGUGUGGCCAGGAGGUGUUGUUGAAUCACCUCCAGAAUGCGUUCAAGGUGGACAACGAGACGCAUGAGAGGGUCCUGGAAGAGACUAGGAACCUCGAGCCCCCAGAGAUGCACUUGAACGUAGAGGUGAUCGAAGCCAAGGAAUUAGUGUCGAAGGACUCCAACGGCAAGAGCGAUCCCUUCUGCGCCCUCUAUCUCGAGUCAGCCCCUACCAGAAGGUACAACACUGCCGUGAAAACGGCCACCCUCUGCCCAGUGUGGGAGGAACACUUCGAACUGCCUCUAGAGGAUCCCGAAAACGAUGUACUUUUCCUAGAAGUCUGGGACUUCGACGCUGCGGAAACGGUUCCUGAGAAGAUGAGCAAGGUCAAGGAUGUGAAGGGUGUUCGAGGAUUGGUGAAGCUCGCCAAGGAGAUCGCGGUUACUGCCACCACUGGAAGCCAUGAUAAUGAAUUCAUCGGACGAUGUCGUAUACCUUUGAAGGACAUACCCACCACAGGGCACACAAUGUGGUACUCGUUGGAGAAGAAGAACAAGUCGAAGCGACGAGGGGUCGUGAAGCUGAGGCUGGCGUUCAGCGCGGAGCACAACACGCAGGUGGCAGCCCAAGAGCACAGACACCUGAUCAGGGUGCUGCUGUUGCACGAGAUAGAGACAGAGAAGAUAGAGAAGUACUGUUGGUGCGGGCGAUGGUCGGCGGCAGCGGAGGUCCUGCUUCUUCAGCACAGCGCCCAACGAGGCUUGCUGGCCAGGAACGUCACGCUCGCGCAGUGGGUCGAGUACGCGAGGAUCCACCAAGAGCAUCCUCUGAACUUCAUCGUGUUCAACAAGCUGAUGAUGGACCUCCUCAGACCUAUGGAGAACGAUCUGUUCUCCUUGGACGAGGCCAGACUCUUCUGGGACGCCACGAAGAAGAUCCUGUACUCUUGUCUGAACAGUUUACGCAAGAUCAGGAGGCUGACACCCGGGGAUAAGAACACCAUGACGCAAUUGGCCGCGAUUUUAGGAAUAUUGUCGUCUAUAUCGUGCCUUAACGUGCCAGAAGAGAUAAACCUGUUUCCUACGAAGAUGUACCCUUGGUUCCCAGACCCGGAUGACAGGCCAAGCAUUCUUCAAGCUUUAGAGUACACGGUCGAACAGGGUGGAGCGGAAUGGUUCGAGCACAUAGUCAACCACAACUCCCCGGAAUCCGAUACCGACGAGGACGCCCUGAAGUACCACAUAAAAAUGAUCCAGCUCAUACGAGCAGACCUACAGAACGCCAUCGAUAACUAUGACAAGCUGUUCAUCAGACGGAUCAACUUUCCCUACGCCAGGACACUUUACGUGAGGUACGAGAAGAUCAUCAGCGAUAUGUGCAUGAUCAUCACCGAAGACGUCUGUGGUCGGUUGAAGAGGAUCGAGAUCAACGACAUGGACGUUGAACUGAGUCUUGGGACGACGCUGUUCGAGCUCUAUCUUUCGUUGCAGAGAUACGCUGUCUUGGGUCGAGUGUUGUGCGCCGAGUGGCAACUGGAAACCAUGAAGAUUCAGAGUUACUAUGAGUGGUUUAGAGCUGGCGUGGCCCACUGGCUCGACAUAGCCGUCUACAAGGCCCUGAAACGUAUAGACAGAGCCGUGGAGUUCGACACGCUGCAGGCGGUUGACAAUAGCGUUCAAUACAGCUCCAGCGCGGUAGACACUUUGACGAUAUUCUACCAAAUCAAAGUGUUCUGGUCGCAGCUCUCCUGGCCCGACGUAGAGGGUUCCUACACUUUCAUUGGCAAAAUUAUAGACGACAUCUGCAAGUGUUCGAUGGCGUACGCUGACAAGAUGGCAAAGAAGGCGGAACUGACCACAGAAUUGGAGCAGCUGUCCGAGAGCAGCGUGUACGAGAGAAAAUUCUACGUGUCCAAUGCCUGGUGUUUCGCUAUCAACAAUAUCGACUACAUCAGGACGUCGAUAGGGCCACUGGCCCACGACUUAGGGCUCCAAGACAUCGUGGACUCGUUGGCUGAGAAGAAGACCCACGAGGAAGCGGAUCGCUGCAGACAGACACUUCAGCUAAUCAUAGACAAUGCUACUGAUACUGUCAAGAACAAGAUCAUCGAGUUGUUGCAGAUCGUUGCUAGCAAAAUGGCCCCUGCUAUGAACAGGUAUCUCAUGGAGGGCGCAGAAUUGAUAGACACCACCAGCAACGCUAUGGAUCGCCUCUUGCAAUACCUAGAUAGCAAUUUGACCACCUUACACGACAACCUCAACGAGGACAACUUCGAGAGGGUCCUCCUUGUGAUUUGGGAGAUCAUGUCUGAUACCUUGUACAAAUUAGUCAAUGAUAACUUGGAGAAAAGAAGACCGCCAUCCUUUUACUCGAAUCUCCACCGCACUCUUCACACUCUCGUAAGAUUCUUCAACCUUGGAGUUGACGAAUCCUCCAACGUGAAGGUCUUGGAGAAGAUCGAGUAUCUCCUGGAACUACACGGACUGGAAACUGCGAAGCUGAUACAUCGUUACCACCAGGAACGCAUAAAAGAGCAGAAAGAGAUAGAGGAGUCCGAAUACGGACAAAUCACUGUCAGGGCGCAGUUUGUUGACAACUCGUUGAACAUCCAGAUCCUCAACGCGAGGAAGCUGCGGCCAGCUGACAGCAACGGCGAUUUUAUAGGCAAGAUGUCUACUCUCAAGCGCAAUCUUCAUACAAAAUCUAAACAAAGACUGAAAGAAACAAAGACAAGCACGUGCGACUCUUACGUUAAAGUGAGAUUACUUCCUGAGGAGAAGUUCGUCGAUGUGAAACUGCCAAAGACUCACGUGCAGAAGGAGAACUUGUACCCUCUCUUCGACGAAAUCUUCAACAUUCCUUUGAAUACGGAACAGAGAACAACCGUGGACGCAAUAAUAGCGUUCGAGUUGAAGUACAAGGACUUCUUCAAAUCAAGAUUCUUAGCUGAAGCCUUUCUACCAUUCAGUGAAAUUACUGAGAUGGUGUCGGACCAAGGGAUAGAAUCUCUCAGCCAAAUUCAUCUGAAGCUUUCACGUCCAACAAAAAGAAGUACUGAUAUAAUUCAAGCAUUGGAACAGAGAAAAGGAGACAAUCAGGCAAUGGAAUUUUUGUCAAGGCUCAGUUCGAAGACUGAACGAAAAUAAUUAUCUUUUUCUUGAGAAACGAAUGACUAAAUAUCAUGAAGAGAUAAUGCUACUAUAAAUAAGAAUGACAAUAUUACAGAACUAAGAUAACUGUAUGAAAAUUAUCAAUGAUUACAGUCAGUGUAUAUUGUUUCUUGAUACGUGUUAAUACGAAGAGAUAGAUAAUUUAUUUUGUAAACGUUCUUUGGAACUGUGCAUUUGUCUUUGGAACUGUGCAAUUCUUAUGACUUGCAGUAGCGUGUUACGAAUGUUAUAACUUUUGUUAAUCGUUAAAUUAAUUUUCCACGCGUAACAACACGUUGUCUCUGUCGUGUUUAAACGUUCAUCUCGGUUGUAUGAAAGUAAGAAAGGAACAGAAAAGCAUCUGUUGAUUAAGAGAUGUACUUUUAUAAAGAUUUUACGAAUACGCUGUGUUUAAGUGGCUAGAACCAUUUCUAGGCUGUGCAUCACUUUGAAUAACGCAUAUUUUCCCAUCUACAAACGUCGAAUGUCGCAUUUUCAAGACUAUAGAAAAACUGUAAGGCUGAGUAAGUGCUACUUACGAGCAAUAUACAUAUUUAUCAUAAAACUACGGUGUACACAUGGUUACAAUAAAACAGAUAUUUCUUAUA
Molecule: messenger RNA, 4655 nt
Organism: Hylaeus anthracinus
Lineage: Eukaryota; Metazoa; Arthropoda; Insecta; Hymenoptera; Colletidae
Gene: stac
Product: protein unc-13 homolog 4B-like
Exons: 18
Coding region: 733-4044 (1103 amino acids)
Source: RefSeq, a predicted model, not a curated record